GUGGGCGCGUACGUUAGUUGACCAUGAUCUAGUGCCGACCCUCAGCCACCCGUUUCACCAAUUCUAAAACGCUUAAAGCGUUAGUUCUAAUUUUUAGAAAUGCGUUACGAAGCGUCAAUAAAAUGUAUUCCGCGCAUUCUACAAGAUGGGAUUCACGAAUUUUUGAAAUACUUUAUUUAGUCAUCUUUAUUUUCCUGUUCUGUGAUCUGGCUAUGGCGGAAAACGUUCGACGUUCAGCUUCUUAUGAUAUUUUAAAUGACGAACAAAAAAAGAUCUUGAAGGAUUAUUAUGAUCGAGGAAUGAUUUCAACAGCAGCUAGUAUGAGGGAUGUCAUCCAAGAAGCUGCGAACCAAGCUAAUAUCACGUUUGAAAGAGUCAAGAAAUGGAUUGGGAAUGAAAAGCAGUCCAGAAAAAGAAAAGCCAGCUCUCAUCAAGAUGAGGAGUUAAGACUGUGCCCUUCAAAGCGUAGAACUACAGCAUAUAAUCUUUUUUGCUCGCAUAUGCUGAACUCAGAGGAAUGCAAGCAGCUGAGCUCUAAUUCUGAGAGGUUGAAGUUAGCUGUAGACCACUGGAACUUGUUAGGGGCAGAGGAACGUGUAAUUUGGGCAGAAAGAGCAAAGGCUGUUCAAAGCAAUGACAUUCAUGACCUGACAGUUAAGCAGCGCACAAACCAAGUGAAAAAAGGGAAAAAGCAGCUUUUGUCACAAGUACAGCUGUUAUUACCCACUGUACAUAUGUACAGUAUUAUGAUAUAAGAGAAUGAUUUUUACUUUGAUUGUUUGUGCAUAGAUUUAGUUGAGCAUCUCUAUAAACAUAACGUGAUGGUUUGUAAAUUUCAAUCCAUUCUAAAGGAAAGACAAUUUACCUAAAGAAAACUUCUACUACAAAAAAAUUUGUAAAAGUUGUUAUGAAUUGUUAGAAGUAGCAAAUAAAUGCUGAAAUUUA
Messenger RNA from Xenia sp. Carnegie-2017, 945 nucleotides. RefSeq lists its product as uncharacterized. Bases 123 to 755 code for a protein of 210 amino acids. The record is from RefSeq and is a predicted model, not a curated record. Lineage: Eukaryota; Metazoa; Cnidaria; Anthozoa; Malacalcyonacea; Xeniidae. The transcript has 3 exons.